CUAUAGCGGCGGCGGGGGCGGCGGGGCCGUGAGCGGCGCCAAGCCCGGGAAGAAGACCCGGGGCCGGGUGAAGAUCAAGAUGGAGUUCAUCGACAACAAGCUGCGGCGCUACACCACCUUCAGCAAGAGGAAGACCGGCAUCAUGAAGAAGGCCUACGAGCUCUCCACGCUGACUGGCACCCAAGUUUUGCUGUUGGUGGCCAGCGAGACGGGCCAUGUGUACACGUUUGCCACCCGGAAGCUGCAGCCCAUGAUCACCAGCGAGACAGGGAAGGCGUUGAUCCAAACUUGCCUCAAUUCCCCGGAYUCGCCCCCACGCUCGGACCCCACCACUGACCAGCGCAUGAGUGCCACUGGUUUCGAGGAGACGGACCUCACCUACCAGGUGUCUGAGUCGGACAGCAGUGGGGAGACCAAGGAUGCCCUGAAACCCGCGUUCACUGUCACCAACCUGCCGGGAACAACGUCCAUCCAGACAGCCCCUACCACCUCGACCUCCAUGCAGGUCAGCAGUGGCCCGUCAUUCCCCAUCACUAAUUACCUGGCGCCAGUGUCUGCCAGCAUCAGCCCCAAUGCCGUCACCAGUGCCAACGGGACCGUGCUGAAGACUACUGGAGCCAGCGCAGUGACGUCUGGGGGCCUCAUGCCGAUACCCACUGGCUUCACCCUCAUGUCAGGUGCUUCCCUUUCUCCGGGGACCCCUACCAUUCCUCUCACUCAGUUACAGCCGCACUCCCUGGCUCUUUCCAGCCAGCAGGGCCAGGUGGUCACUGGUACAGCUGGACAGCUACAGCAGGCACAGCAGACAGUCUUCCACUUCCCUGCCAGAGCUGGAGGGCAGAUCGUGUCGCUGGCAGGUGGUACCAUGGCUCAGCAGGUUCCAGUCCAGGCAAUCCAGGUGCACCAGGCACCGCAGCAAACGUCUCCCUCUAGUGACAGCAGCACUGACCUUACCCAGACCUCUUCCAGCGGAACAGUGACCCUCCCAGCGACCAUCAUGACGUCGUCUGUGCCAACCACCGUGGGCGGCCACAUGAUGUACCCCAGCCCGCACGCGGUGAUGUACGCGCCCACCUCCGGCCUGGCCGACGGCGGGCUCGCGGUGCUCAACGCUUUCCCACAGGCGCCCUCAGCGAUGCAGGUGUCCCACGGCCAGGUCCAGGAUCAGGGUGGCGUCCCCCAGGUGUUCCUGACAGCCCCAUCAGGCACUGUUCAGAUCCCAGUCUCAGCUGUCCAGCUUCACCAGAUGGCUGUCAUCGGGCAGCAGAGCAGCAGUGGCAGCAGCCUGACGGAGCUGCAGGUGGUCAACUUGGACACCUCACACAGCGCCAAGAGUGACUGAGAGGCCUCUGCUGCCGGCCUUCUGUUUCUGGCUUGUCACGCCAGUGUCRGGGCUGGCAGCAAUUCCUUCUCGUACAGACUGCACCAGUUAUUUAUUGUUGCCUUUUCACGUUUCCUUCAUCCACACAUGCACACACACACACGCACUCACCCACCCUCACACACACAGGCAUGCGCGUGGGGCUGCAGGACCCACCCGGGGUGGAGCCGUGCUGGGGCCGUGCAGGGCUUGGGGCGUUUGGAUGCUGCAAUAGCUGUGCUUGUCUCACGCCAGCCAAAGAAACUUGUCUCUUGAGGGGAGGAUUGCUCUGCACUGUAAAUAAAUACUGCAGRCCGUUCCCAGCUGGAGGCCCUGGCUCCCUCUGGGUGCUCCGAGUCACCUUUCCCGUGAGUAUUUACUCGGCGUGGGGCUCAGCUUAGACCCGGAGCCKUCGUGCAGGUGCAGCGUGGAGCAGAGUGGGUUGUGGCUGUGCCGCUGGCCUCAGCAAUGUGCCUUUGUGGGGGUGACAGGUCCUGGCCGCAGCAACUCACCCUGGGCUCCGGACAGGAGAAAGGGGCCAGCUUGCAUGUGCAUCUCCGGGCCUGCACGCCCUCUCACCGGAGGGCAGGGCACAGCUGGUGGCCCGUGGCCCUGUCCUCCUCGUAUGCACUACAGUGAGCCCUCUGCCCUCAGUGCCUCCUCGCUGGGCUGCCUGGCAGAUUUUCAGCCUGACUGGCCCUGCCCCGGCRGCUGCCCUUGCACAGAUGAGGUGGUCGGUAGAUGCCCAGGAACACAAAGGUGCCCUGGAGAGCUCCUCGGGGGCCCWGUGCUCUGCUCAGCCCCACACUCUCAGCCCUCGCACCGCUUCUGGACUCCAUACACCCAGGGGAACGUGGCUGGGUCUUUCCUACAUCCCCCUGCAGCUCCAGCCGGCGCAUUCUAAAUUUCUGUGUCUGAUGCAAGGUGGAGAAACAACUCAAAUGUCAAAGGGAAGAGCCCACGGGGCACUGAGCUGCUCGGCAGGUGGCAGGCUCUUCCUCUGAGCACCAGGGUGACCUGCAGGCCAUCCUGGGCUGUGGGGGGAGCAGCUGCAAUGCCUSUACAGGCUCAGCAAGGCUGGGGGAGAAGGGCUGGGGCACGCUUGGUCCUGCAUGGGAGUUGCUGUGAAUGGCUCUGCUACCUAGCCCUGUCCCUGGAGGGAGAGUGAGCAAGUGAGAGAAGCUGCUGAAUCCUUAGGGGA
Malurus melanocephalus (red-backed fairy wren) is the source of this 2561-nucleotide messenger RNA. RefSeq names its product serum response factor (gene SRF). Bases 80 to 1342 code for a protein of 420 amino acids. The transcript is spliced from 8 exons. Gene Ontology annotation, molecular function: RNA polymerase II cis-regulatory region sequence-specific DNA binding; protein dimerization activity; DNA-binding transcription factor activity, RNA polymerase II-specific. Lineage: Eukaryota; Metazoa; Chordata; Aves; Passeriformes; Maluridae. The record is from RefSeq and is a predicted model, not a curated record. Gene Ontology annotation, biological process: positive regulation of transcription by RNA polymerase II.